AUGGAGAACCACCCAAACAGAUUCAAACAUGAGCGCAGUGCAAGGAAUUCCCCCCUCCCCUACCCCGCUGAACUCUCUUGGCUUUUAUCCCUUUAUCUAAAGGUUAAAGUCGUAAUUAUGUCAGAGAGUCAGACGGGUAAUGGAGCUCACACUGUUCAGUCCCAUGGCAAAGAACUCGCAAGAGAGCAUAUGCAUGAUUGGUUGGUCCUUUUGCUCUUAGUAUCACUCGAAUUGUUCCUAAACCUUAUCGAACCUUUCCAUCGUUAUGUCGGGGAAGAAAUGAUGACCGAUAUGAAAUAUCCAUUUUACCAAAAGGAUACCAUUCCUAUGUAUGCAGUUCCGUUAUAUGUAGGAGUAUUACCAUGUAUGGUAUUCCUCAUGUAUUACAUGCGUAGAAGAGAUGUCUAUGAUCUACACCAUGCUGUCCUUGGUCUUUUCUACUCAGUUCUGAUAACCGCAGUCAUCACUGACUCGAUAAAAGAUGCCACGGGUAGACCACGACCAAAUUUCUUCUAUAGGUGUUUUCCUGAUGGUAGAGCGGAGUUCGGCGAGGAUGGAGAUGUUAAAUGCCAUGGAGAUAAAAUGAUAAUUAAGGAAGGGUAUAAGAGCUUUCCUAGCGGGCACACUUCAUGGUCCUUUGCGGGUCUUGGCUUCCUUUCUUGGUAUUUAUGUGGAAAACUUAGAGCCUUUGAUAACAAAGGUCAUGCUGCAAACCUCUGUAUCGUUGUGUCUCCAUAUCUUUUCGCUGCACUUGUUGGAGUGAGUCGUGUGGAUGACUAUUGGCAUCACUGGACAGACGUUUUUACCGGAGCAAUCAUAGGAACGAUCGUUGCUGCAUUUUGCUACUUACAGUUCUUCCCAUUCCCGAAUCACGAAAAUGGUUGGGCGCCACAUGCAUUUUUCGCGAUGAUGGAAAGGGAACGCUCCAGAGAGGCUGCAAAUGCACACCAUGAUUUGGAAGCCUAGAAAGGGAGAAGAGACAUUGAGCUACAUUUUAUGGAGAUUGUCGUAUAUACACAAAAAAUAGCUUAGUUUGCAUCUGCACAUGGAAUAUAGACGGGUGAUAGUGUUUUAGAGAUAUAUCAUGCGAAAUAUUGCUUGCUUGAGCUUCUGAACUUAGUGUUGGGAU
This is a messenger RNA of Lactuca virosa, 1129 nucleotides long. NCBI's taxonomy places the organism in Eukaryota, Viridiplantae, Streptophyta, Magnoliopsida, Asterales, Asteraceae. The record is from the annotation of a GenBank genome assembly.